UAUAUCAAAAAGUAAAAUAAUUUUUACUCAAGUUGUCCAUAAUUUGCUGACACUCUGUCUUUAGCUUAUGCCUGGGCAAAAAAAUUCGCUAAUAUUUCUAUCAUUAUUACUCGAGUUUCAAUCGUGAUAACAACUAAUAAAGAAUGAAUUUAUUUUGUGAAAUUUAACAAAGUAAGUUAUUAAAAAAAAAAAUGUCGAAAUCAUUUUCAUUUUCAAGUAUCUUUGUAGUGCUGUUAUCAUUUUUAAUACUAUCUAGUUACUCGCUAUGUGACUCUAACAAAGGUCCAAGAAGAAGUCGGCGUAUCUUGGAUGAACGUCAACAUCUUCGCGAUAUUCUGCAAGAGCUACAGAAAAAAACUCGGCUGUAUUCCUAUUCAAUUGAUCGAUUCAACCAGAAUGCAAACAGAGAUUCAACACAGCUAAAACAAAAUGUUGUUAAAGGAAAAAAAAAUGAAAAACGUCAAGUUAUCGGAGAAAAUUCUUUAUUAAGUGAUUGCUACCAACUUCGUGAAAAAUGUUUUUAUAUGAUCUAUUUAAUCAGAUCUAAUGUGCAAGCAGCCGAAAUCGCAUUAGCUAACAUCAAGAAUGUGAUUUGGAGAUUCCAGCCUCUUGAUCUAAGUACAGGAGGCUUGAUGAAGUGUCUCCAGUGUUCUCAGUAUGAGCAGGAUACCCCGAUCCCAUUCCCAACAAGUUUGUAUCCCGCUGACUUGACCGCUCCCGAAAAUGUUAUUUCUUAUAAUUAUAGCUAUUAUAUGCCAGCUUACUACAGUAACCCAAGCUCUAAAAAUAAUCCUGCUACUAACAACAAUAAUUAUCAAAAUCUUUACACUGCUCCUGAAGCUUAUGGUAGUCCUAAUACUUUAAAAAAUAUGUAUUCUAAUAAUCAACCAAAUUUUUAUAUCCCGAAUCUUAAAAACAAUCCGAUUUCUUAUCGUGUUCCUUAUUAUAAUAAUAAUUUCAAUUACCAAUUUCAAAAUCUUCAUUCUCAAAAUAAUCAUAGUAUUGCUAGACCUGAUAAAAAUUCGAAUCUUAACUUCGAUUCAGGUUUGAAAGUGGUAGAUAGAAUGAUGACUCGUGACACCAAAAACAAGAAUAAUAUCAAGCAGAAUUACAGUGAUGUAAUUACUAAGGACCCUUCGAUUUUAAAAACAUCACAGUUUUCUUCAUUAAAAGGAGAGACUAACCAAGGAAUGCAAUCACGAGAAUCGACUAGCUUAUCAUCAAAGUCGGCGAAGGACAGCAAUUCUGUGUCACCUUUCAUAUGUUAUUGGCCUUCUGUAUGUUUUUUCAAUCAAGUCUCAGGUCAACAAGUCCAGGCUCCUGAAUCAGCAACUAUCGAUUCCCUCCCGUCGGUUUCUCGUAAUUUAUCAUGGAAUCCAGCCAACUCGGGUCCAAAUUUUGGAAGUUACAACCCGUUUAUUUCAUCAAAAAUCCCUCAGCCUUGUCCACAGUUUUUCGGAUCUAGUGAACCUGUAGAAAAUCUUGAAGGUCACAGUACAGUUAAUCAACCAGUUAUAUGUUCUCAUAUUCUACCCUAUGAUUUUCAAGAAAAAUCUGGAUAUCGUGAUUCUGGUAAACAGGAAAACAAGGACAAUGAUCCAAGAAUCGAGUUAAAAAAUCGAGAAUACUACUUUUAUAAAAGUGCCGAACAGACAACCGAAGCAUUUGUCAGCAAGAGUGAUGAAGCUACUCCAGGUGAGGUUUUCGAGGAAGUAGCGGUCAAAAAUUUUAACAGUCCAAAGGCAGCUGAAAAGCCAAUUGAUAGUGAAAAUUCAUAUAGAACUGUAACUUCGAUUUAUCCAAAUGAAAUCAGCUUAAGUGACCAGAAUGAGAUAGACCUCAAUACAAUUUUGAGAAAUAACGAAAAUGUCACGGAUGACACAGGAGACGCAGUAAAUGAAAUGUUAGAAAGCACUAGCAGCAGAUAUGAUUAUGACAAUAAUAUCCUGGAGAUCGACGCAAGAAUACAUAAAGAAGACGUACCAACUAAAGCUUCUAAUGACACAUGGAAAUUGAUUGAAAACGACAAUGAUUUUAUUUGCUCAAAUAUAACUCAAGUUAUUUCGAGGCUUUUUAGAUGCGACAAAAAAUUGGACUGUGAAGACGGAACAGAUGAACUUAAUUGUAGGUGUGUUGAUAUUUUGACCAUCAAACACCCUCUAUCGAUUUGUGACGGACGUAUCGACUGUGCGGAUAAAAGCGACGAACUCUAUUGCAGUGAUAGGAGUAAUAGCCAGGACACUUAUCUCUGUCCUCGAAGUGCUGUUUUCAUUCCUGCGGAGAAGAAAUGCAAUGGAAAGACGGACUGUCCAUUACAUGACGAUGAAAAGGACUGCUAUGCAUUAACAAAUGGAAACCGCAUCGAAUUAGAUUUAGAAGGUUCAACAACACUGAAGAAAAAUGGAAUUGUAUCAAUCAACAGGGACAAUAUUUGGAGUAUUUUGUGUUUUGACAAUACAACAGACUUAGAAAAGACAGCCGAUAAUUACUGUAGCGCGGUUGGCUUCUACAAACACGAAUCAGCUAGUUUCCACUAUGUUGACGAAAAAAUAUUGGAAGUCUAUCCAAGCUCAGAAAUCAGUUCAAUAACUUUCAACCGCAGAGAAGUUCUUAAAAAUAUUUUACGAAAAGAUUCUGGUGCUGUGAUGUGUCACGCUCUUUACGUAGACUGCUCAAUGAAUUUUAACAAACCCGUAUAUGAUUACUUAUACAAAAGCAACUUGACUAAUAAUGAAACAUAUUUAUUACCGUGGGAACCGGCCAUUUUCGUGGACGGUAAAUACUAUUGCCCUGCGUUGUUAUUAAACACCGAAUGGGCUAUGACUUCUACACACUGUACAAAUGAUAUCAACCUCGACAAAAAUAUCACUGCCAUUAUAGCAGGGUUGUCGAUGCCUCAUCAAUAUGUAGACGGACCUCAUCAGCAAACUAGGAUGGUGAAUCACAUCGAGAACCUUGACCAAUUUCACACCAGUUUACUGCACUUUGAUAAAUUACCUGUAACUCGUUACAUCAAACCAAUAUUUAUCAAUAAUAGGCCAUUAGCUGCUUCAGAAGGAGAUUAUUGCCAAGCUACAGGAGUCAAUAAGAAGUUGGUGAAGAAGUCUGUAGGAUUUGAAGGAGUUGUUGAAGAUUGCCCAUUAUGCAAAAGAUGUUUCAGAGACUUAUUGAGAAAUUGGUGCCCUAAAAAUGGAACCAUGGAAAAAUGGAGUGGAUUUAUAUCAUGCCACAAUCCUCGUGGGUGGUAUCCAGCAGCUGUUUUCCAUGAAAGAGACAUUCUUUGUGAAUUCGAGAACCCCCAGGGACUUAUCGGGAUCGACGAAAUGCUUCCUCAUUUAACAAUAAUCAUGGGUAAGACAGCAAUCAAUGAAAAUAACUUCAAACUUCCAAAUGCGCAGUGCGAUACUGAUGGUAUGAAAUGUACUGAAGGUAAAUGUAUUCCAUUUGAAAGAAUUUGUGACGGUAUCCAAGAUUGCCGAGAUGGAUCCGAUGAAAAUGAAGACAACUGCCUCAGGAAAAAAGCCUACUGCAAUGAUUUAGUGGACGAUGAACCUAAUAAUCCUUUGUGUGGCAUAAGAUGCUCUAUUCGCCAGUUAAGAUGCGAAAAUGGUGACUGCAUAUCGAAAGAUUUGUUUUGUGAUGGCUACGCCGAUUGCGGAGACGGCAGUGAUGAACCAUUGGGCUGCAGUUGCAGAGAUUACCUUCGUCUAACAUCACCACAUCGUCUAUGUAAUAAGGUUCGAGACUGUUUCGACAAAUCUGAUGAAGUUCAGGAGUAUUGUGGCUGUUCCAAUGACCACUACGAAUGUUCUAACAGUACUAUGGCUAAUGGAGAAAAACAGUGUAUUCCUUAUGACUUUGUGUGUGACGGACAAAAAGAUUGUCUUCACGGAGAAGACGAGUUUUUCUGCAGGAUGGUACAAAGUGCUGAUGACACCUUUGCCGCAGGAAGGGUGUUGAAACGCCAACUUGGAGUCUGGUUUGACGAAUGCUUCCCUCAUCCAAUCAAUUCUGACCGACAAGCUUCAAUAAUAUGCACAACGAUGGGAUACUCCGGUGGUGUGCUUCUGGACGAGGAAUCUCGUAGUGCAUAUCCACCCCCGCAGACUAUACACGAAGCUCUAUAUUAUACUAUAAACUUAAAUGGCUUGGCUUUGAUCAUUCUCAAAGAUGAUGUACCAUCCGCAACUUUAGUAACUCAACAUAAUGAGUGCAAUCGUGCUUUUGUUAAAUGCUUUCAUUAAUAUCAUUCUAUGACAUUAAUUUUUUUAUAUCUAUUUCGUAUCUUUUUCGUAUUUUAGCUUUCACGCUAACGAUCGAACAGAACUUUUAUACGAUAAACUUACUAAAAAAAGUAUAUUUACACUCUCAAGUUGAAUAACAAAGUAUACUCUUACAGGUGCUCAAGGCAUAAAACGAUCUAAUGAAUAUUUUAUUAAGUAUGACGGGUGACAGUUUAAUAUUUUAAAAAUGAGGGAGUAUUAUAAUUUAAUGUGAUAGAAAAAAUAAUUUCUAUAGCUAAUGAAAACUGUUGAAGCUAAAGUUUUUUAAUUUAUCCAGGUAAAGCAUUUAUAACGAUCGUUGGAUUUCUUUUUUAGUUAAUGUAUAUUCAAAAACUUUUU
Messenger RNA from Cotesia glomerata, 4622 nucleotides. RefSeq lists its product as uncharacterized. The record is from RefSeq and is a predicted model, not a curated record. Gene Ontology annotation, molecular function: protein binding. Gene Ontology annotation, cellular component: plasma membrane. The coding region runs from base 192 to 4244 and encodes 1350 amino acids. Lineage: Eukaryota; Metazoa; Arthropoda; Insecta; Hymenoptera; Braconidae. The transcript has 14 exons.